AUGUCGACGACGGCGUUCGUCGAUAGAAUCGACCCGUUCGCCAAACGGUCGCUCAAAAAGAAAACGAAAAAGUCGCAGGGCAGCUCGAGGUACAGGAACUCACAGGACGGCGAACUGCAGGCUCUUCCUCCGCUCAAAGAUGUGCCAUCGGGUGAACAAGAAGAGUUAUUCAUCAGAAAACUGAGACAAUGUUGUGUCUCGUUUGAUUUUAUGGACCCGGUGGCUGACCUAAAGGGCAAGGAGGUAAAGAGAUGCACGCUGAACGAGCUGGUCGAUUACAUCACAGGUGGCCGAGGAGUCUUGACCGAGCCGGUCUAUCCGGAGAUAAUCAAGAUGAUCUCGGACAAUCUAUUUCGGACGUUGCCGCCGAGCGAAAACCCGGAUUUCGAUCCAGAAGAGGAUGAUCCGACGCUCGAGGCUAGCUGGCCCCAUCUUCAGCUUGUCUAUGAGUUCUUUCUUCGGUUCCUCGAAAGCUCCGACUUUCAGCCGAGUAUCGGCAAGCGCGUCAUAGACCAGAAGUUCGUGCUGCAAUUGCUUGAAUUGUUCGACUCGGAGGACCCGAGGGAGCGUGACUUCCUCAAAACAGUUUUACACAGGAUCUAUGGGAAAUUUCUCGGUUUGAGAGCGUUUAUACGGAAACAAAUUAAUAAUAUAUUCCUUAGAUUUGUGUACGAGACUGAACAUUUUAACGGUGUCGGUGAGCUGCUAGAAAUUCUAGGUUCCAUUAUAAACGGGUUCGCGCUGCCCCUAAAGGCAGAGCACAAGCAAUUUCUGAUCAAGGUGCUGAUACCGUUGCAUAAGGUGAAGUGCCUCUCGUUGUAUCACGCCCAGCUUGCGUAUUGCGUCGUGCAAUUUCUCGAGAAAGAUCCUAACCUUACUGAGCCUGUUGUUAGGGGCUUGCUCAAAUACUGGCCCAAGACGUGCAGUCAAAAAGAGGUGAUGUUUCUUGGCGAAAUCGAGGAAGUCCUCGACGUUAUUGAACCGUCGCAAUUCACUCGCAUACAAGAACCACUUUUCCGUCAGAUAUCAAAAUGCGUUUCCAGUCCCCACUUUCAGGUGGCUGAAAGAGCUCUGUACUUUUGGAACAACGAGUACAUUAUGUCACUGAUGGAGGAAAAUAACCACGUCAUUAUGCCAAUUAUGUUUCCAGCACUAUAUCGUAUUUCCAAGGAGCAUUGGAACCAAACGAUUGUAGCACUAGUCUACAACGUACUCAAGACCUUCAUGGAAAUGAACUCGAAGCUGUUUGAUGAAUUGACAGCUAGUUACAAAGCCGAACGGCAAAGAGAGAAAAAACGUGAAAAAGAACGAGAUGAAUUGUGGAAACGAUUAGGUGAACUAGAAAUAAGUCAUUCAAAGAAAAUGAUAGGAUCGCACAACAGUCCUCCCGGCAAGAAGUGAUACUGCUCUAUCGCUCGUCCCUUCUCCGUAUAGUUAUACGCCGGUGUGUUUAUAAAGAUUUGAGAGUACCGGCGUAGAAAAAUUUUUCGUAUAACGUUCACAUUAUGACCUAUACGAUAUACAUACAUACAUACAUACAUUUAUAUACAUGAAUAUGCGAUUGAGCACUGUAAAUGACAAUUAUUAAUGAAAGAAGUGUAAUCUUUAAGUUAAUAAAGGAAAAAAAUAUAGACCCCUAUGUAUGCUAAGUAUUCUAUAUAAUUAUAAAAGUAUGAUUAUUAUUAUUACUAUUAUUAAUAUUUGUUUUUUCGUUGCACUAAUAACAAGAACCUUGUAAUAUAACAGCAAUAAUUUAUUUCCUCAUCCUUUACUCUUAGUUUGGCCCUUCUUUUUCUAAUUAAUAAUACGUGUAUUUAGGUGUACUUUUGUGAUACGUGUUUAUAAUAAUAAAAGAUGAAAAACAAUGAUAUGCCCACUUCUUAAGUAUAGUAAUAACGUGUGAUAUAACUUUAUCGUCUGUUAUAUUGUAGAUUAGCUCUAUGAAUAAAUGAAGUGCAUAACUUUUUUUGCUAAUGUAAAAGAGAGCCGUAAAUAAUAAAUAAAAUGGGCGCGUAACGCGCUCGAUCCCUGAUUAGACUAUGUAAUAUAUAUAUAUCUGAAGAAUCACUAAAAAUCAUAUGUAGAUAAUAUAUAAAAAUUAUAUUGUUAAAUUUUUGUUGUUUUUCGCAUUGCGUUUGUUCACAUUGUAAAACAUUUACUAUUAAUAAUAUGAAUAUACGAAACCGGUUCUUACAUCAGAAUCAAAUUAGUUUGCAUUUACUUUUAAGUAAAAAAAAUAAGUAUAUAAAAUAACAAAAAUGUAAUAUAACAUAUACAAGAAGACGUUUGACAACCUCCGAUCUCAUCAUCUUUUGCUUUUUUUAGUACCAAUCGUCCGUUAAUCGUCGCAUCAUUUGCGCCGCAUUACAAUUUGAUUCUGAAUUAAGCGAGCGACUACUAUUUAAAUCUACCAUUGUACUUCUCUUUUCGUUUCGUCGUCUGAUUUCCACCACCCCUUUACUUCACUCAGAACAUGGAAACGCGUGUAUGGGACAGAUCAAUACAUUUAUAUAUAACUUUGAAAAUAGUUUCUAUAUGAGAUAUUUAGCUAUACGACUUGUGAAUGUACGCACUCCUGUGCGUAAAUAAACGUUAUGAUUUUAACAGUAA
This is a messenger RNA of Onthophagus taurus, 2610 nucleotides long. It is a transcript of the gene wdb, whose product is annotated as serine/threonine-protein phosphatase regulatory subunit widerborst. The record is from RefSeq and is a predicted model, not a curated record. Gene Ontology annotation, molecular function: protein phosphatase activator activity. Gene Ontology annotation, biological process: protein dephosphorylation; signal transduction. NCBI's taxonomy places the organism in Eukaryota, Metazoa, Arthropoda, Insecta, Coleoptera, Scarabaeidae. Gene Ontology annotation, cellular component: cytosol; nucleus; protein phosphatase type 2A complex.